Molecule: messenger RNA, 4458 nt
Organism: Condylura cristata (star-nosed mole)
Lineage: Eukaryota; Metazoa; Chordata; Mammalia; Eulipotyphla; Talpidae
Gene: PLEKHA7
Product: pleckstrin homology domain containing, family A member 7
Exons: 20
Coding region: 92-3136 (1014 amino acids)
Biological process (GO): pore complex assembly; epithelial cell-cell adhesion; zonula adherens maintenance
Cellular component (GO): zonula adherens; pore complex
Source: RefSeq, a predicted model, not a curated record
CCAGCAGACCACAGCAUUCAGGCAUCCUGUGAGUGGGCAGUUUUCUCCAGAAAACAGUGACUUUAUUCUUCAAGAAGAACCAAAUUCACAUAUGUCGAAGCAAGAGAGAAACCAAAGACCGCCCAGCAUGGUCAGUGAGACGUCCACAGCUGGGACCAGUUCCACCAUGGAGGCCAAGCCUGGCCCCAAGAUAAAGUCCAGCAAUAAAGUCCACAGCUUUGGGAAGAGGGACCAGGCCAUUCGGAGGAACCCCAACGUUCCAGUGGUGGUGAGGGGCUGGCUGCACAAGCAGGACAGUUCUGGGAUGAGGCUAUGGAAAAGGAGGUGGUUUGUGCUGGCUGAUUACUGCUUGUUUUACUACAAAGACAGCCGAGAAGAAGUGGUCCUUGGAAGCAUCCCUCUGCCCAGCUACGUGACCUCGCCCGUGGCUCCUGAGGACCGCAUAAGUCGCAAGUAUUCCUUUAAGGCCGUGCACACAGGGAUGCGAGCGCUCAUCGGUAACAGCUCCACAGGGGGCCCUCAAGCGGAGCAGUCAGGCAUGAGGACCUACUACUUCAGCGCCGACACCCUGGAGGACAUGAACGCUUGGGUGAGGGCCAUGAACCAGGCCGCACAGGUGCUGUCUCGAUCAUCACUGAAGAGGGACAUGGAGAAAGCAGAGCGGCAGGCAGUUCCCCAGACCAACCACACAGAAUCCUGUCGUGAGUGUGGCCGUGUGGCACCAGGACACAAAAGGGAUUGUCCUCAUCGUGGCCUUGAGGACUCCUUCAGGUACGAGAGGCGGGAGCAAGAGGAAGAACGGUACCGUCCCCAGAGAGACCCACUGGAGGGCAAGCGGGACAGGAGUAAGGCCAGGUCUCUCUACUCACCUGUCGAUGAGGAGGCCUUGUUCGUGGAUUUACCUGGUGGGCUGAGAGGCCAGCAGGCACAGCCCCAGCGGGCAGAGAAGAAUGGCAUGCUGCCCACCUCGUAUGGCCCAGGAGAGCAGAAUGGGACUGGCGGGUACCAGCAGGCCUUUCCUCCCAGGACCAACCAUGACAAGCAUAGCCAGAGGAAGAGCAGUCUGGCCCAAGUGGAGCACUGGGCGAAGACCCAGAAGGCGGACGGCAGGAGCUUGCCCCUGGACCAGACCCUUCCUCGCCAGGGCCCUAGCCAGCCUCUGUCCUUCCCAGAAAACUACCAGACUCUCCCAAAGAGCACCCGACACCCCUCGGGGAGCUCUUCCCCUCCACCCCGCAACCUGCCGAGUGACUAUAAGUAUGCACAGGACCGAGCCAGCCACCUGAAGAUGUCGAGUGAGGAGCGCCGGGCACACCGGGAUGGCACCGUGUGGCAGCUCUAUGAGUGGCAGCAGCGCCAGCAGUUCCGGCAUGGCAGCCCCACGGCACCCAUCUGUGCUGGCUCCCCAGAGUUCACGGACCAGGGCCGGAGCAAGAGCAUGCUAGAGGUACCCCGCUCCAUCUCUGUGCCUCCGUCUCCUUCGGACAUCCCACCCCCAGGGCCCCCGAGGGUCUUUCCACCCCGGCGACCACACACACCAGCAGAGAGGGUCACUGUGAAGCCUCCAGACCAGAGGAGGAGCGUCGACAUCUCGCUGGGGGGUUCUCCCAGGAAAAUCCGUGGCCAUGCCACCAAGAACUUCUCUCCUGUGGACAGACGCUCCAUGCCCUCCAUGGGUUACAUGACCCACACCGUCAGUGCGCCCAGUUUACACGGGAAAUCGGCUGAUGAUACCUACCUCCAGCUGAAGAAAGAUCUGGAGUACCUAGACCUCAAGAUGACAGGCCGGGACAUUCUCAAGGACCGCAGUCUGAAGCCAGUGAAAAUCGCCGAAAGUGACAUUGACGUCAAACUGAGCAUCCUUUGUGAACAAGACAGGAUCCUCCAGGAUUUGGAAGACAAGAUACGAGCCCUCAAGGAAAACAAAGACCAACUAGAGUCGGUGCUGGAAGUGUUGCACAGACAGACGGAGCAGUACCGGGACCAGCCCCAGCACCUGGAGAACAUUGCCUACCAGCAGAGGUUGCUGCAAGAGGACCUUGUCCACAUCCGGGCCACGCUCUCCAGAGAGUCCACUGAGAUGGAAAAUGCUUGGAACGAAUACCUGAAGUUGGAGGGUGAUGUGGAGCAGCUGAAGCAGACCCUGCAGGAGCAACACAGAAGGGCCUUCUUCUUCCAGGAGAAAUCACAGAUCCAGAAGGAUUUGUGGAGGAUUGAAGAUGUCACUGCGGGCCUGAGUGCAAAUAAAGAGAACUUCAAAAUUCUGGUGGAUUCCGUCAAAAAUCCAGAGAGAAAAACGGUGCCUUUGUUUCCUCACCCGCCUGUGCCUUCACUCUCGACUUCUGAGAGCAAGCCAGCCCCGCAGCCCAGCCCUCCCACCAGCCCCGUGAGGACCCCUCUGGAGGUUCGCCUCUUCCCCCAGCUGCAGACCUAUGUGCCGUACCGACCUCACCCGCCCCAGCUGAGAAAAGUUGUGUCGCCCCUGCAGUCACCCACCAAGACGAAGCCCCCAGUUGAUGAGGAGGCUCCUCCCAGGCCCCCACUCCCUGAGCUCUACAGCCCGGAGGACCAGCCCCCUGCUGUGCCGCCUCUGCCCAGGGAGGCCACUGUCAUCCGGCACACGUCAGUGAGGGGACUCAAGCGGCAGUCAGACGAGAGGAAGCGAGACCGGGAGCAGGGGCAGUGUGUGAAUGGGGACUCCAGGGUGGAGCUCCGGUCAUAUGUGAGUGAGCCCGAGCUGGCGUCCUUCAGCGGGGACCUGGCCCAGCCCUCACUGGGACUCGUGGGCCCCGACAGCAUGUACCAGACGCUGCCAGGCAGAGGGCUCUCGGGGUCCACGUCACGGCUCCAGCAGUCUUCUACCAUCGCUCCCUACGUCACCCUCCGGAGGGGCCUAAAUGCCGACAGCAGCAAGGUGACCUUCCCUAGACCCAAGAGUGCCUUGGAGCGCCUGUACUCAGGGGACCACCAGAAGGGCAAGAUGAGCGCUGAGGAGCAGCUGGAACGCAUGAAGCGACACCAGAAGGCCCUGGUCCGGGAGCGCAAGAAGACGCUGAGCCAAGGAGAGAGGACGGGCGUCUCCUCAUCCCGCUACCUCAGCCAGCCGCUCCCUGGAGAUCUCGGCUCAGUAUGUUAGGAGGGUGCAGACAGGGGCUGGGACAGGGAGCAGAGCUUCCCCGAGUCCCCACAACGCAGCAUGUCACACCCCAGAGAGCGGGCGGUUGACCUCAAUGGCUCCAAGAAUACCCCGUGGGGCUGUUUGUCCACACCCAGGACAUUGUGUAAUCUGGUCAGGGGAACCUGGAACCAGAGCAGGAGAGGGGAUGUUCCAGGAGGAGUCUGAGGAAAUGUCCAGCAUCAGUGCUCCAAGCUGAGCUUGACUGGGCCUUUGUAGGCAUUCAACGUCUGUAAGGCUGAGUCAGUUCAAAGAGUGUAGGAGGAAGAUGGUGACAUGACCUGAUGAGGAGGAAGACAAGUCACCAGAUUUCCAAACUUCUAGGCGGAUGCCCUGAGCACAAGAUCAUGCCAGAAAACCCUGGUGGUGCGCACAGGCCUCAUGGUGCCCCUGAGAGCUCAGGGAUCUGCUGCCCCCUGGUGGUGCUUCCCUGCAUUUACACCCUGCCCAGCCGCCUUAGGCCCCUUUUGGAAAUAACUCCGUUUGACUUGUCCGGUAAUUUGAAAUCAAGUAUCUCCUUGGACUGCUAGCCUGACUGUUCUUUCCCUCAUUCAUUGCACAAGCUCUUUUGCUUUUAGUGUUACCGCUCAUUGCCUCUCUAACCCUGCCUGAUUGUGUUUACAGAAGCUUUCAUUUGCAUUGAACGUUCUCUAACUGGCCUGUGCACUUUGUUACCAGGCCUAUCAUAACAAUUCCUGUCGCCACAGCCUAGCGAGCACUCCCAUGUGUGCCUCCGCUUUCUGCUGCCCCUUUGUGCACGGGGUCAUCAUUCACUCACCCCCAGAGUUGCCCCACCAGGCUGAGCCAACCUGCUGCUGGGGGCGGUGAUCAUUGGCAGAGGUCUGGACACUAUGCAUUUAUCUGUCCUCACCUUCCAUCUGCCCGUCUGGACUGUAGACAUGGCCUUUAGAGAUUAUACGUUUGAAUAAAUUCUACCAAGUCUGAAGAUGUUGAGCUUUAAAAAUUCCUUCAGCCCCAUGGCACAGUUUCACAUGGCAAACCUUUUGUGUUUCUGGUAUUUUUAAUAAGUAGAAUGGAUAGUAAGGUACAUUGUGUUCUGUCGGGAUGGGGCUUCUGCCCUUAGACACCAAAGGAGUAAGACCCAGGCCACUCAUACCCAGAGAAGCUACAAAGCUGGUAACUCUUAAACUUUAUAAGCAAAUGUCAUAUGGAUGAACACUGACCUUUACAACAUAAUGUAUCAAGUGUGGAAAGAUGAUCAAAAAUUAUAACUGGAAAACCUUGUAAAUUUUCUCUGCUUCAACGCCAACAAUAAACGUGUU